CAGAUCUUUCCAUUUAGAAGAAGAAAGAAAAUAAAUCAAAAAAGAAAGAAAAAAGAACUACGAAAAAGAAAACGCGCUUGGAAUCCCAAAAAGACAGACAGGCAAGACAGAUUUAAAGUACCUUAGAAAACAAUAACAAACAGAAACGCCUGCUGCGACCAAACACACAACCCACCCCCCUCCCUCCACCCUCCUCGUCGAAUAAUAGAUCCCGCCGGUCCUUGCUCACGACGCUAAAGCAGGACUAUCGCAGAAGCAUUGCCAAUCCCCCACACGCGCAACUACGCCCGUCUUUCCCCGUUCAGGCUGUCGUGAAGCGAAUCGCUGCCCAGCCAGACGCACCCUCGUUGUCCUUGGCGCGGCUGUAUCAUAGCGCGCGAGAUCGAGAAUCCACCGCGUGCUGCACGCAGCUCUGACGUGGUUUGCCAACAGAGCAGUUAGAGACAAGCCCCCGUUCUAAAUCCAGUAUCUCUGCACGUUCUCAGAACAGCUAAAAAUCAUGUCGUCGACCUCUCCCUCGAAGGAACCGGAGGUGGAACCCGAAGUUCAAUCGGGUGAAGACCAGGAACAAAUGGAUAAGGACCAACAAGACACUCAGGCGCAGGGUCAGGGAGAGUUCGAGGUGAAGGAGCAGGAUAGAUGGCUGCCAAUUGCAAAUGUGGCCCGCAUCAUGAAGCUGGCCUUGCCUGAAAAUGCCAAAAUCGCAAAGGAGGCCAAGGAGUGUAUGCAAGAAUGUGUGAGCGAGUUUAUCUCAUUCAUCACUAGCGAAGCCUCCGAGAAAUGCCAGCAGGAAAAGCGCAAGACCGUCAACGGGGAGGACAUUCUAUUCGCCAUGACCUCCCUCGGGUUUGAAAACUAUGCAGAGGCCCUUAAGAUUUACCUGUCCAAGUAUCGCGAGACCCAAUCCGCAAGAGGCGAGCACCAGAACCGUCCAACAAGCAGUGGAUAUGGUGCUGGCGCGCCCGUAGGGGCCCCCGGGCCUGCCGGUCCUGGUGGCCGUCCAAUGGGACCUGGUGCAGGGUUUCCUGAUGCUGCUGAUAGCGCCAACAAUAUCAUGAACCAAAGCUUGGACCCGUCUGAGCAGGACACUUCCGCCUAUGGCUACCCCCCGAUGGUCGGCCAGCCGCACAACGGCACCACCGGUGAAUCUUAUUACAAGGGUCUUCUUCAGAAUCGGACAAGCAGAGACUCGAACAUCAGCCUCCCUUCACCCCUGCAGAGGCUGGAUGCCCCUCGUCUCCAGCAUGAAAGGCGGCUGGGAUCACAGGCCCAAGCGACGAACGUUUCCGGAUGUUACUCCCUGUACAGCGAUCCUAAUUACGCGGUACGAUACAAUGGGUUACUUACGGGAUAUUAA
This is a messenger RNA of Aspergillus costaricaensis CBS 115574, 1357 nucleotides long. Its product is annotated as nuclear transcription factor Y subunit beta. The record is from RefSeq and is a predicted model, not a curated record. NCBI's taxonomy places the organism in Eukaryota, Fungi, Ascomycota, Eurotiomycetes, Eurotiales, Aspergillaceae. The coding region runs from base 500 to 1357 and encodes 285 amino acids. Gene Ontology annotation, biological process: regulation of transcription by RNA polymerase II. Gene Ontology annotation, molecular function: RNA polymerase II cis-regulatory region sequence-specific DNA binding; protein heterodimerization activity; DNA-binding transcription activator activity, RNA polymerase II-specific. The transcript has 5 exons. Gene Ontology annotation, cellular component: CCAAT-binding factor complex; nucleus.